Cantharellus anzutake is the source of this 4236-nucleotide messenger RNA. RefSeq lists its product as uncharacterized. Gene Ontology annotation, biological process: transcription by RNA polymerase II. Gene Ontology annotation, cellular component: nucleus. Bases 1 to 4236 code for a protein of 1411 amino acids. Lineage: Eukaryota; Fungi; Basidiomycota; Agaricomycetes; Cantharellales; Hydnaceae. The record is from RefSeq and is a predicted model, not a curated record. The transcript is spliced from 3 exons.
AUGAUUGGAAAUAUCACAGAACGCCAGCGCCGUAGCGCGCCUCCAGUCGCGCCUUCCAUACCUCGCUCCGCUGGGUUUCCAAAGGCUGUACACCGGUCAAAGAAACUGGCAACUUCACCUGCCGCUCUAGAAAGUCAGCGUGCCGCAGACACGAGUUGGGUGGCCACGUCUUCUGCGGCACUCAAACAGCCUCAACUUCGCCCACCGCUUACACUUGAUAUCCCUUCAAACCCUGAAGAAUCACGGCAGGACGACCUGGAUCGAAUGCAUGCAGAAAUAUCAGCAGAGAAUACGAACAUUGUGAACAGGAUGACCCCCGAACAACGGGAAACAGAGCGGCAGGAAAUUCUCCAGAGAUUUGGUGGUGAUAUUGGGGACAUACUACGGAAAGCCCGUGAAGCCAGGGAAAAGGCAGCGAGGCGAUCGCCUUCGAAGGGAAGUCUCCGGAGAUCUUCUGUCUCCAGUGCAAGUGACAUGGACAUGAGUCCUGCCUCUAGAAGCGGGACACCUCAUCCUGAUUCCUUGAAUACGACGUCUUCUGGGCUAAAGCGUACGCUUAGAUUUGCGGACGUUAAACCCUCGGACGUCUAUAUUUACGAAUCGCAACCAUCGUCUCCCAAAAAGGAGCGUCUCGCCCUGCCGCCUCCCCCGGACCAGAAGGACGACUCGAUAAUAUCUCUGUCACCGUCAAAUGGGUCUCAUCAUCCACCGGAGCUAUCUUCUAAUCCGAACUUUCAGUCCCCCUCUUCCGAAGUUACGUUGUCACCACUUUCAGUGCAUACCACAACUGAGGGCACGCCUGAAGAUAUUCGUCGUAGGUUUUUCCCCGAGGCGAGAUCGGACGAACCUGCCCUUUCUUGGAUAGCUGAGAAACCGGCUCCGAAUGCGUCAGCUACCUCUGCAUCGGAAACUCGUUACGAUUUGGAAGGACACCCAAUACCUCGACACCUGCAUCUAACUCUUCCAACACACCUAGGGCUUCACCACCACGGUGCUGCCGACCAGGCAGCAGGAUAUACCCUCGAUGAUGUCCUGCAUCUUGUCAGGUCCACCGUCCCUGCCCAGAGAAUGGCAAUGAUGAGGGUGCUUGGUGGCAUAUUGCGCCAUCUCCACGAAGAAAGAAAUGGCGGAGGCAAGGAAGGCGACCCUUCAUCACAGCUCGCGGAAAUUGACUCAACACGAAAGAAUAUUGUGGCUGCUGGGAUAGAGGCGCUGACCGAAAGGAGCCCUACCAUUCUUGUACGGGUCGUAGAUGUCAUUUGGGAAGGCAUAGGAGCUUGGGAAAAACAGUGGGAUUCCUGGGGCCACGAACUGCCACUGGUUGAGUUCGAAUUGCGAAAUAUCGACCCACGGAACUCCCUUGGGACCCCGCGAAGUUCAUCCUCCGAAGCUGCGAUAGAGCCACCACUGAUCAUCUCCGGUUUGCCGCUGCCGAGCAUUCUGCCUCAUUUCGCAGAGCUUCUGGAUUCGCAAACGCUGCCGCUCACCACCCUAUCAAAGAUACUCUCCAUUAUAGAAACCAUCUCACGGCAAUCGAAAGAAUGCGUUGAGGCUGUUGUUCAUACAUCUUCUCUGCUUCGAGCGCUCCUAGCCAUAUUUUUAGGAUCACUUUCUUCACCCUCGGACUCAUCCAAGUCACCUUCCCAAAAUGGUUUGACGUAUGGGGAGUCGCCGCCCAUCGCUGUGACCACCCUUCGGGUCUUCAGGCUCCUUCUUGCUACCAAACAUGCUGCCGUCAAACUCAUCGAGACUGGAAUUCCCGAUGCUCUCCUACGAAGCUUCAUAGCCUCACCGCUGGAUCUUGUACUGCUGGCCGACUACUACUGUCAGGAGCUUUUGUACGAAACCUUGAAAUUCUUCGCUAAUAUUGGGAAGUAUGGAUUGUAUUGCUCAGCAGUCACCACAGCCCAUGCAGCUUUCCAGGGAGUUGGUCGCCGCAUACUGGACGAAUUGAAGUCUUCAUCAGGGUCAGAUUCGAAUUUCAUUUCGCCCUCACAUUCGGCUCCUACCCUGAGAAACCCGUCGGAGCCUAAUAGAGUGUUUCCAAUUUCGUUGUUAACAUCCGCCUGGCUCGACCUUCUCGCGGUUUAUCUCGCUUGUGCUCUUGACCCCCAUGUUACAACCCCUGUGCACGAUAUCAAAUGGAGCUUCGUUGGAAAAGAUGGUUGGAGAUGGGGCGAUGACUUACUGCAGUUCAAUGAAGUGAUGACGGGUGUCGAAGAUGCCCUGCCGUUUGCUGUAUGGGCCUCGCUUUGGAACACCCUGGCUAGCUACCUGGAAGGAGCGUUUGUCAACUCCACAAGCCAGGGGUGGGCUGCAGAGAGGGAAUUAUUCAGGGGAGCAAUUCAGGGGGGAAGGGUAGUAACCGGUGCUCUUGAGGAGUGCAAGGCAGUUCUUUCAUCAUUCACCACCACCACCAAAGAGAAGUUCUCACAGGAGACAGCAGCUGAUUUACGAAGGCUCAGCUCAGCAGCGGCUUGUUUACAUGCUUCGCUGAGGCUAGAGCUGGUACUGCUUCGUGAACCAACUCACAGCAAUGAAACCCCAGCCACGGAGCUCGAAGCGAUCGGUCAGCACCAUGUAUCCGGCGAGGACGUUUCGGAAAUCCCGCUGGAUUUGAUUGGCGCGUUUUGUGACGCCGUAGUGACCAUUGACAGUCCAUGGCAACUGAUCACCAAGGAAGGGGUGCCAUCAUUUGCAUACACGUUCCUCCUCCCCCUCACGUCCCUCCUGUCUCUGGAUCUGCGUCUCCGCCAUGAUAUGAAACGUAGGCAUGACACCGACUGGACGAAGCGUUGGCUGGCGCAUGCAAUCCGCGUGCUUCACCAUCUCCUUCCCUCAGAUGAGCUGCAUGGUGAAUGGAUAAUAAGUGCUGUUACAAGGUUAAUGGGUGCCGAGUUGUCUGAAUCUCUUCAUUGGCGUGUCCCACGCAGUGUAUGGACCUUUGGGGGUACAAACCUCAUUGCUCCAUUCUUGAAGGAUGCGCUUCAUCCGAUUGGCAUGCAAUAUGGACAUAUACCCAUCCAUUUGUGCCAGUUCAGCACCACAUCAGACUCGGUCAGACUAGCCACCCAGCUUCUCCUUCCUUCUUCUUCUGCUAUUAGAAGCCAGGUUUGUCGCGAUGGCCCUAGAGGUUCAAGAUGGGGCCUCCCCCUGGCACACGAUUGGUGCUUUUCACCCUUGGAUCACCUCUUGAAACCUGAGAAAUCCAGGGUUCUCAGAUCUGGUCUCCCGAUGAUUGGCCCGGAUUUAUCCUCCAUAUCCAACAUCAAGUCUCCCGCCAAUGAUGAAGCGCUGGAAGUGACGGCGUCGGAGACAGACCUCGUUCGGGCAGCUCUCCUUUUCUCCGGCAUAUUAAUGAACCUAUAUGCGGUUGAGAAAUUGAUUAGUGGUGCAUGUGUCAGUCACUCCGAGACAGUGUUCGCCUGCAUGAAGAUAUUUAUGCUGGAGCACGAUCAGAGACAGGGAGACUCUUCCGAUGAAGUAUUCCGAGACAAAUUCGUUAGCAAAAGCAUGCUUUCAUUACUAUCGCACUCCAAAUUGGUUUCGAGACCGUCGGCAAAAGAGCUGCAUAAUCUAGAAUUGGUAUCGCGCAAUUUCCUAGGCCCAUCUACACCAUUUUUUCAAUUUUGCACUGAUUUUAUCAUGCUCUAUGAUGCCCUCUCUUUUGCGGACCCGGUCUUUGCAUCAUUACUCAUUCCCCCGCUUUCUAUGGAAUAUCCAUACGACUAUCGCAGACUCCUCUGGGUCGAUUUCUCGCACAUACUCUACACUAUCCGAACCGACACAUCGCAUCCAACCAUUCGUGACAUUGGGGAUUACCUUUGGCCGGUCGAAACCAACGGAGAUGUCAUGAACGCGUACGUCAACAUUCUGUGCGAAAGUGGUCAGCGAGCCCUGUCGGACGGAAUCCUUCGGUUCAUUGCUCUGCACCACACUGCCUGCUACAUUUGGCCUGACAUGAUGACCCUGGGAGACGCAUCGCCACCUACAUGGAAUGAGCCGAAAGCACAAAAGCUGUUCAUGUUGCUGCUCUCCGCUCCACACGAAACCAUGCGUCAAAUGGUGUUUUACCGGCAGGAGGGCAGAGGCCAAACACUUGCUCCUCCCGCGUGCUUUGGUGUCGGGAUCAUGAUGGGAUCAACACUUUGGGAACAGAAUCGGCGUGACCUUGCAUUGCGGUGGGGAGGUGACAAAUCUAGUGACAGGAUUCGGGCUUUGUUUGAGCCAAUGUAG